Megalobrama amblycephala (Wuchang bream) is the source of this 1253-nucleotide messenger RNA. It is a transcript of the gene gng2, whose product is annotated as guanine nucleotide binding protein (G protein), gamma 2. Gene Ontology annotation, molecular function: G-protein beta-subunit binding. The record is from RefSeq and is a predicted model, not a curated record. Gene Ontology annotation, cellular component: heterotrimeric G-protein complex. The coding region runs from base 261 to 476 and encodes 71 amino acids. Lineage: Eukaryota; Metazoa; Chordata; Actinopteri; Cypriniformes; Xenocyprididae. The transcript is spliced from 4 exons. Gene Ontology annotation, biological process: G protein-coupled receptor signaling pathway.
UUGUCAGCUCAGUGCAAGAACCUCUGUGCUGAGCUGCACAUGCAAUGCACAGGAGCCAAAGAGCAGAGAGCAGAAAUAACACACUGCUGCACAUCAGCACCAACACACUAGAAUCACAGCACUGAAAGCCAGCGAAAUGGUCUGACUGGAGAGGCAGAAGAGGCUGAAGACACACCACAGGAGGUGAACUCGCUAAACAAAAACUGGCAGAAGGCGAAAAGAGUCCAAAAUAAGAGCAACAGGCCUGAACCGGAAGCCUCAUGGCCACCAACAACACUGCUAGCAUUGCUCAGGCUCGCAAACUGGUGGAGCAGCUCAAGAUGGAGGCCAAUAUUGACCGGAUAAAGGUCUCCAAAGCAGCAGCAGAUCUGACAUCAUACUGCGAAGCCCAUGCUAAAGAGGAUCCUCUGCUGUCCCCCGUGCCUGCGUCCGAGAACCCCUUCAGGGAGAAGAAGUUCUUCUGUGCCAUCCUGUAACCAGCGCUGCCCAUCCAUGGACACACCUGCUCCCUCUGGGACACACUCAUGGACAUAAAACAUGUUGAUCUUUUAAAAGGGCUGGAGAGAUGCAGUGGAGAACCCUUAAAUUCUCCCAGCUCUCUAUGAGCCUCCAUUAAAGCCACUGACUCCACCUAGUGGCCUUGAGAUCCAAAGCUGAGCAUGGUUACAAGAAUCUGUUGAAAUUCGUAAGGGAGCGCAGCAAAAAAACACAAGUGACUGUCAUUGUAGCAGAUCAGCCAGGAUGUGUUGUGAAAAUAUUCAAGUAUUCAAAGGUUUCUGUGGUUCUGAUGAGGUAUUCAAUUUUUUUCUUUGUUGAUUUUUAGUGGGCUGUGAUCGUUAAUCUGAUCACUGAUCUUAGAACCCAUGGAUUACUAAAGUUGCUGUGAUAUUGCUUUAUUUUCUUUUCAAUAAACUUUUUUUCCCCAGAUGGAAGUGUGAUAUGCCUACCAUUUAGGUAGCGUUCUGUAGCCAUUUUGUGGGUACAGCAAAACUUUUCUUUUUUAAUUUAAAGAAUGACAGUUUAGUGAAAUUUUCUAAUGCUUGGACAGAUAUUCUUAAAAUGAAAUACCUAUCUUUUAGAUGCUGAUAAAAAUUAUUUGUCUGUACAGCAAACUGAUUUUCUUUCUUUUUUUUUUUUGUUGGGUCUUAAGCAUAGUUCUCUUUUUACUCUUUGUACAAAAAUGUUAGCAAGUGUGUUGUGCUAUAUGUUUUGGAUAUUUGUGGUGAUAUCAAUAAUAACUGCAUGAAGCCUGA